AUGAGGAGCUUAGAGGGCAGGUGGUGGAUGUUAUUAGGCAGUGAUAGGCUGAUGAAGAUUAAGUUGGUCAUUAGGGGUUUUGUGUUGCAUGUGUGUAAUGUGUAUGUGCCGCAGGUGGGCUUGGAGGAAAAGGUAAAAAUGAGUUUUUGGGAGAAGUUGGACGAGGUAGUGAAGAGUGUGCCUAGUUCGGAGAAGAUUGUCAUAGCAGGGGACUUCAAUGGCCACAUUGGGGUCUUACUGAAAGGAUAUGGCGAUAUGCAUGGAGGUUUUGGUUUCGGUGACAAAAAUGGUGAGAGAGCUGCUCUGUUGGAUUUUACGAGGGCCUUUGGGCUGGUGAUAGUGGAUUUGAGUUUUUCGAAGAAGAAGGAUCACCUGAUUACCUUUCGCAGCGCUAUAGCCAAGACCCAGAUUGACUUUCUGCUGCUUAGGAAGAGGGAUAAGGGGAUAUGCAAGGAUUGUAAAGUCAUUCAGAGUGAGCAUCUUUUGACCCAGCAUAGGCUUCUAGUGAUGAACUUGUCUAUCAAAAAAGUGCAAGAAGAGAAAGGUCGGGGAGGGUCGACCUAG
Capsicum annuum is the source of this 564-nucleotide messenger RNA. RefSeq lists its product as uncharacterized. Gene Ontology annotation, biological process: chromatin remodeling. Bases 1 to 564 code for a protein of 187 amino acids. Lineage: Eukaryota; Viridiplantae; Streptophyta; Magnoliopsida; Solanales; Solanaceae. The record is from RefSeq and is a predicted model, not a curated record. The transcript has a single exon. Gene Ontology annotation, cellular component: nucleus.